This is a messenger RNA of Nannospalax galili (Upper Galilee mountains blind mole rat), 4477 nucleotides long. It is a transcript of the gene Ephb2, whose product is annotated as EPH receptor B2. Bases 5 to 2899 code for a protein of 964 amino acids. Lineage: Eukaryota; Metazoa; Chordata; Mammalia; Rodentia; Spalacidae. Gene Ontology annotation, biological process: angiogenesis; cell surface receptor protein tyrosine kinase signaling pathway; protein phosphorylation. Gene Ontology annotation, cellular component: plasma membrane; neuron projection. The record is from RefSeq and is a predicted model, not a curated record. The transcript is spliced from 15 exons. Gene Ontology annotation, molecular function: protein binding; transmembrane-ephrin receptor activity; ATP binding.
GUUGAUGGAUUCUACUACAGCGACGGCUGAGCUUGGCUGGAUGGUGCAUCCUCCAUCAGGGUGGGAAGAGGUGAGCGGUUACGACGAGAACAUGAACACCAUCCGCACGUACCAGGUGUGCAAUGUCUUUGAGUCAAGCCAGAAUAACUGGCUACGGACCAAGUUCAUUCGGCGCCGUGGCGCCCAUCGCAUCCACGUGGAGAUGAAGUUCUCUGUGCGGGACUGCAGUAGCAUUCCCAGUGUGCCUGGCUCCUGCAAGGAGACCUUCAACCUCUACUACUAUGAGGCAGACUUUGACUCGGCCACCAAGACCUUCCCCAACUGGAUGGAGAAUCCCUGGGUGAAGGUGGACACCAUCGCGGCCGACGAGAGCUUCUCCCAGGUGGACCUGGGUGGCCGUGUCAUGAAGAUCAACACCGAGGUGCGGAGCUUCGGCCCCGUGUCCCGAAAUGGCUUCUACCUGGCCUUCCAGGACUACGGUGGUUGCAUGUCCCUCAUUGCCGUCCGAGUCUUCUACCGCAAAUGCCCCCGUGUCAUCCAGAAUGGUGCCAUCUUCCAGGAGACGCUUUCAGGGGCAGAGAGCACAUCGCUGGUGGCUGCCCGGGGCAGCUGUAUCGCCAAUGCGGAAGAGGUGGACGUGCCCAUCAAGCUGUACUGUAAUGGGGACGGCGAGUGGCUGGUGCCCAUUGGACGCUGCAUGUGCAAGGCAGGCUUCGAGGCCGUGGAGAAUGGCACCGUCUGCCGAGGUUGUCCAUCAGGGACCUUCAAGGCCAACCAGGGGGAUGAGGCCUGCACCCACUGUCCCAUCAACAGCCGCACCACCUCCGAGGGCGCCACCAACUGUGUGUGCCGCAACGGCUACUACAGGGCGGACCUGGACCCCCUGGACAUGCCCUGCACAACCAUCCCCUCUGCGCCCCAGGCUGUGAUCUCCAGCGUCAAUGAGACAUCACUCAUGCUGGAGUGGACCCCACCCCGAGACUCAGGGGGCCGUGAGGACCUCGUCUACAACAUCAUCUGUAAGAGCUGCGGUUCAGGCCGGGGUGCCUGCACCCGCUGCGGGGACAACGUGCAGUAUGCACCACGCCAGCUGGGCCUGACUGAGCCACGCAUCUACAUCAGUGACCUGCUGGCCCACACACAGUACACCUUCGAGAUCCAGGCCGUGAACGGAGUCACUGACCAGAGCCCCUUCUCACCCCAGUUCGCUUCAGUGAACAUCACCACCAACCAAGCAGCACCAUCAGCCGUGUCCAUCAUGCAUCAGGUGAGCCGCGCUGUGGACAGCAUCACCCUGUCAUGGUCCCAGCCAGACCAGCCCAAUGGCGUGAUCUUGGACUACGAGCUCCAGUAUUAUGAGAAGGAGCUCAGUGAGCACAACGCCACAGCCAUUAAAAGCCCCACCAACACAGUCACGGUGCAGGGCCUCAAAGCCGGCGCCAUCUAUGUCUUCCAGGUGCGGGCACGCACCGUGGCGGGCUACGGGCGCUACAGCGGCAAGAUGUACUUCCAGACCAUGACAGAAGCCGAGUACCAGACCAGCCUCAAGGAGAAGCUGCCUCUCAUCGUCGGCUCCUCGGCUGCCGGCUUGGUCUUCCUCAUCGCUGUGGUUGUCAUCGCCAUCGUAUGUAACAGAAGACGGGGGUUUGAGCGUGCCGACUCAGAAUACACAGACAAGCUACAGCACUACACCAGCGGCCACAUGACCCCAGGCAUGAAGAUCUACAUUGACCCCUUCACCUACGAAGACCCCAAUGAGGCUGUGCGUGAGUUCGCUAAGGAAAUUGACAUCUCCUGUGUCAAGAUCGAGCAAGUGAUUGGUGCAGGGGAGUUUGGCGAGGUCUGCAGCGGCCACCUAAAGCUUCCAGGCAAGAGAGAGAUCUUCGUAGCCAUCAAGACACUGAAGUCAGGCUACACAGAGAAGCAGCGCCGGGACUUCCUGAGUGAGGCGUCUAUCAUGGGCCAGUUUGACCACCCCAAUGUCAUCCACCUGGAAGGAGUUGUCACAAAGAGCACACCCGUCAUGAUCAUCACCGAGUUCAUGGAGAAUGGCUCCCUGGACUCUUUCCUCCGGCAAAAUGACGGGCAGUUCACAGUUAUCCAGCUGGUGGGCAUGCUGAGGGGCAUCGCGGCUGGCAUGAAAUACCUGGCAGACAUGAACUAUGUGCACCGCGACCUGGCGGCACGCAACAUCCUUGUCAACAGCAACCUGGUGUGCAAGGUGUCUGACUUCGGGCUCUCUCGCUUCCUGGAGGACGACACAUCUGACCCCACCUACACAAGUGCUCUGGGUGGGAAGAUCCCCAUCCGUUGGACAGCACCAGAGGCUAUCCAGUACCGGAAGUUCACCUCAGCCAGCGAUGUGUGGAGCUAUGGCAUCGUCAUGUGGGAGGUGAUGUCCUACGGGGAACGGCCCUACUGGGACAUGACCAACCAGGAUGUUAUCAAUGCCAUUGAGCAGGACUACCGGCUGCCACCGCCCAUGGACUGCCCAAGCGCCCUGCACCAACUCAUGUUGGACUGCUGGCAGAAGGACCGAAACCACAGGCCCAAGUUCGGCCAGAUCGUCAACACGCUGGACAAGAUGAUCCGAAACCCCAACAGCCUCAAAGCCAUGGCACCCCUCUCCUCUGGCAUCAACCUGCCGCUGCUGGACCGAACAGUCCCGGACUACACCAGCUUUAACACAGUGGAUGAGUGGCUAGAGGCAAUCAAGAUGGGCCAGUAUAAAGAGAGCUUCGCCAACGCUGGCUUCAGCUCCUUCGACGUCGUGUCUCAGAUGAUGAUGGAGGAUAUUCUCCGGGUUGGGGUCACCCUGGCUGGCCACCAGAAAAAAAUCCUGAACAGUAUCCAGGUGAUGCGGGCCCAGAUGAACCAGAUCCAGUCUGUGGAGGUUUGACGUUCGCCUGCCUCGGCUCGCCUCUUCCUCCACACCACGCUCUCCUCCCCCUCCACGGGUCCUCCUGCUGCUCCGUCCACUGCAGGGUCAGCCACCUGCCAGAAGGCCACAGGCAACAGAAAGAACCAAGCAGCGCUGCAGCCAAUGAGACGUCACCAACAACACAUGCAAGUCAAAGGAAAGGGAAUGGGGGGAACUCGCAACUAGAUCUGGGAGGGGGCGGGACACGCAAGGAACGUUUUCCAGAGGAUUCUCAUAAAGAGAGUAACGACGGUUCUUGGGGGCGGGGGAGAGAACAGAAAAGGGCUUGGGAGAUCUACGUGAUCUAUCCCAUUGGAGAUCAAACGCAGUCUCUCUCCAACUCCUGGGAAGGUGAGCUGACCAGAACCGAGAAACACUUCCAGGAAAACAAAUACGAAGGCGAGAGAUGGCUGCUGGCCUUGAGCUGUUACUGGAGUAUCACUAACAGCUGACCCCAGGCACAAGAGGCAGCUGGACAGGCAGCUACCCCAGAAUGGCUGCCAGAAAGUCCAUUCCGGCUGCCACUGGGCAGACAGAAGAGGAGGUCCACUUCGGGAGACAAUUUCAGAAACUCUGAGAGACUUUCUGCUGUGGGCUCAGGAGGUGGAAGGGGGGCUCCUGGGUGACAGCCAACAGGCCAGCUCUCCCUGAGGACGGCCACCCAGGUCUUCAGCCCCACUCAGACCCGCCACCGCCCCACAAAGAUGAUGCUGAGGUGACUGUCAUCAGCUCCGACUGCCACUGAGAAGCAUUGAUCUUGCAUCUGGGUUUGUUUACAGCGAUUUGUGGACUCUGGGGGAAUUUUGAUCAGGGGUGGUUUUGGUCUGGGGAGGGUUCGUUUGGGUUUUUUUUUUUUUAAAUGACAAUGAAGUGACACUUUGACAUUUCCUACCUUUUGAGGACUUGACCCUUCUCCAGGAAGAAGGUGCUUUCUGCUUACUGACUUAGGCAAUACACCAAGGGCGAGAUUUUAUAUGCACAUUUCUGGAUUUUUAUAUGGUUUUCAUUGACACUCUUCCUUCCAUCCACUGGCUGCCAGGCCUCACCAAAGCCAACUGUCACAGGGCCAUCUGGGCCUUUCAGAACCUGAGUGAGACUGGGGAAUGAAAGGGGUUGCACCCAGGCCGGGGAGCAUCCCACCCGGGACUGCUGUGGAAAGCAGACUGAAACAGAUGAGUGCUCCGAGGCCAGAAGUGUUCUGUGCCUCGCCUGCACGAGCAUGCUCUCUCUGCCCUACUCUAUCUGGUAUUUCCCAGGCACAGAGGCCCCUUUAGGCUCCUGGGUGCCCUCCGAUGGUCAAAACCCAGUUUUGCCUCUGGGAGCCUGGAUCAGGCUGCCCCAGAAGCCAGGACCCCGAUUAUUCACUGUGACGUCCCAGCCCUCCAGAGGGUACCCAGGGAGACCAUGUGACUCUCCUACUCCCUCCCUCCCCCCAGGCCUCUGCCCAGAUCUGAAGGUCUUGACCACCGGGACAGCAUUAGCCAAGGGGUCUGGUCACAAACGCAGAACAAUCGGUUAGUGAACUGAACGGAAAUAAAUGCUUUAGUUAUAAAAUGA